Botrytis deweyae is the source of this 2679-nucleotide messenger RNA. RefSeq lists its product as uncharacterized. The transcript has 4 exons. NCBI's taxonomy places the organism in Eukaryota, Fungi, Ascomycota, Leotiomycetes, Helotiales, Sclerotiniaceae. The record is from RefSeq and is a predicted model, not a curated record. Bases 1 to 2679 code for a protein of 892 amino acids.
AUGACUCAAGACUUUAACUGGAAUCUCCUAGGACUUAAUAAACGAGAAUUCACUGCCUACGCAAAUCUUCUUGCACUUCGAAACGAUGGACAAGUUGAGCCAGUCUCCUUGGGCACGGAGCUGUCUGACAAGAACGAGUCUACUACCGACAGCGAUGCGAUUAGUGUAGACACAAGCUACCGUGACCAAAUUUCAGAUUCAGCAUAUAAUCAAUUGAAGACAAAGUUCCUGGAUUGCCUGGCGGAAUUGACUGCCAAUAGGAAAGGCGGCAAAUAUGUUGCAUGUUCCAGUAUGAUGGAGGGCGAGGAGAAUGUGACACUUUGGAUCACCCGAAAUGGAGGCUUUCAGAUUGUGGACAAUAUUUUCUUUGAGAAGUUAAGCAAGCGUCUAAGUGGCUUGUUCCACGGAAAAGACUUGCCGAACCGAAUAGUCGAGGAGGUGUUUUGGAAUGAAAUGUUGGCGUAUUAUGAAGACCGUCUCGAAGAAACUUAUAUUCCGAACCUGAGGCUGAGCCUCAAGAGUUGCAACACCACAUUAAACGAUGACAAUAACGACAAGCUAGCUACAGCACGUAACGAACUUUUGGUUCUUCAAAAUCAGACCUUUGCUAGGCUAGAGGCGGGUCAGAGGUUGAUCGACAGACAUGGCACGCUUGUCACAAAAGCAUAUGAACUACGAAAGAGCAAAGUCGUCGAGGAGCUUCUCCAAACAUCUCCGAAGUCUACGAAACGGACUGGGGGACUAUGGAAUGAUAUUUGUUUUCUCGGUAGGCUUCGGGUCAUACUUGAGAAGUUCAAAGAGGUUUCUCUCAAGCUCCCAAGUUUCAGCAAUGUCACCAUAAUCCCAGUGACCGGUGAUAGGAUACCGCAAAAGGCGCUCAAGGAUGCACUCAAGCUAAGAGAUACCUUGAAUCUCCUUGAUCUACCGACCGACACCUUGACAGUCGAAACUGUGAUCGGGCCAAGCUGGACUGUUGCCAAGGCUGAGCGGGAGUACGGGAAGUUGCAAAAGCAGGCACUUAACAUACAUGCUGAGAUUCAAAUGAUUCUGUUCUUGAGUAAGAAUGAGCGGUUAUUGGAUCAAUCAUUCGCCUAUUUUGGUUGCAGCAAGUAUAGCUGUUUCAUGUGCUCGCGUUUCCUCAAAGCAUAUGGCAAAAUUGGUACAAGAGGUUGCCAUGGACGACUAUUCAAACCCUGGACGGUACCCGAGGUAACAGGACUAGCUUCUAGCCAGGCGGAUAAAGUAGCCAAAUCAUUGGUACAAGUGCAAAAGGACAUUGAGAAAGAAUUGAAGUCAGACUUUCACAAAGCAGUACGACUUGAAAAAACGUCUGUUGUUGGUGGAAGCAGCAUAUUCAGUGACCACAAGGCUGAAAAUUCAGGUAAGCACCUGGUAAUAGAGCGAAGAAAAAAGAAAAUGGAGCAAGAAAGAGUUGCUGGGCUAUUCAAUAGAUUAUCGGUAGGAAAGAGUGAUACCGCUUCCCCGAAGCCUACCUGGGGAAAUCUGUCAGACGGCACAUUGGUAGAGUCAGAAGAACUUGGUGAAUGCAACACCUGUGACAUCGCGACAUCGCGACUGUGCAGUAUCUGUAAUAUAGAUUUCUAUUGCAGUGAAUCAUGCAAAACCAGAACACACGGGUCGCAUGUGUUCACAAAUAUAUCUGAGGAUACCAUUCCUGAUGAGGAGGAAGUGCUUGAGGAUUUUGGUUUCAAUCAUCUGUCGUCAUUUGCCGAUCGAUCUAAUCUUUUGGGGCUGUAUAAGGGGUUGUGGCUCGGCGGUGUCCCAGUCGAAGACAUUCACAGAUGGCAAGUUGAGAGUACCCUUAUUGCUAACAUCAAAAAGCACUUCUAUCAAAUCAGCGAAGCUAACCGAGGGGGGUAUUUUCCGUGGUUUCUGGACAAUCUACAUAUUUUAAAGAAACCAUUAUCUCAAGAGGAGUCAACUCAGAAUCUGCUAGCCACAUUUUACGACCAAGCCCGAGUUUAUUUGGAUAAAGAAGACCAGCAUAAACAGCCAAGUCAAUUAGAACCCGAGGCCAAGAUGCAAUGCUAUGAACUUCUAGCUAUGGCUCUUCAUAUGAUGCUUCCAAAUCCAAUCCAAACGAACUGGUACAACUUUGGCUUUUGCACUUGCAAUGGCGAGCGAGAGGAAAGCGCGCUUGGAGUGCUCUAUGCACGAUUACUACUCGGGAAUGAACUUCUUGGGGGCCUUCGAGGCAAUACCCAACACUUGUUCUAUGGUCCGGCGCCGCCAACAGCUACCUUUGCGGAAUUCUGGCAUGCGUACGAGUCUGGUACAUUAAUCGAACUCAUAGACUCCAAAGGUCUGACAAAAAUGCGAUCAGAAUUCAAGUUCCUGGAACGGUUUCUAUCGGGAUCACCCUCCGGACCACAACCUUCAGUCUGGUCUUUGAAACAGUGCGUAGCCAUUAACAAUCUCGCCGAGUUUCCACCAAACGCAACAAUACAAGUGGAUUAUGGGUUCAUGAAUUGCCAGACCUUCGAAGAAAUCUGCAUUCUGUUGGAGAUUUACAAGAGACUUCUGAGAGAGGUAAAUCCGCUAGAACUUCACGAAGCUUGUUUGGCCGGUAAACUCUUUGAGUUUGCGGAAUCAUAUCAUGAUAUGGAUGAGGGUCAUAGGAUGAUGAUGAGGAAUCCAUACCCUUUGCGACGGAAGUGA